AUGCAUCUCGUCACGUUCGGCACUCACGGGGUCUACAACGACUUCGCUCGCCGACUCGCGCGCUCCGCGACCGACGUCGGAGGUUUCGGGACGGCCACCGUCUACGACCAGUCCCACUUCGAUGCCGAAUUCGAGGCCUCCCAUCGCGAAGUGCUCGCCCUCACGCGUGGAUUCGGGGCUUGGUGCUGGAAGAGCUACUGUAUACUCAAACGUCUGAACGAGUUGGCAGAAGGAGAAAUACUGACGUACUGCGAUUCGCUCUACGUGUUCAAGCGCGACAUGAGGCGGAACGCAGACGAAUGGCUGAAGGACCGGGACGUAGUCUUGUUCGAGAACAAGCCAUCCGAACCGAGCUUCUCGGAAACGAACUGGUCGAAAUACGAUGCGUUCCAUAUCCUGGGUGCGGACCCCAGCGUACAUGGGUAUCAGACGCAGUGUUGGGCGGGCUUCGUGUUGCUGCGCAAGACCCCCGAGUCCGUGAGAUCUACUGUACAACAUCAGGAUAGGGAGGUGACGCGAAAUUUCUCACGGGAUACGAACAGAGAGACGAUGCACCUGGCCCGGCUCCUCCUGUUCUGUGUCAUCGGGGGCUGCUUCUUCGCUCUGGGCGCGUACUGCCGAGCAUCCGCGGGAGUGCUGAUCCUCCAAACGGUGUCCGAGCCGGUACAGAAUGACGCCGCUUCCUGGGAAGCGAGCUGCUGCGACCCGAUGCCCCGAAACCCGUGGCGCGACACCGUUCGGGAUGCGGCCUCGUACGUACGGCCGUCCCGCCGGGAACGUCAGGUGGGAAUGCUCACCGCCGCCAAGGAGGGCGGCUCCGAGAAUUCCGUGCUGCCUCUCUUCGCCGACAAGAGCUGCAUGAAUCGGGACCGCUUCUUCUACAGCUCGCGGACGGACGGGUUCAAUCCCAUCGUCGUGCCGGUGUUCCAGAAGGGAAGGAACUGCAUGACGGACCGCAUCGGCUGCGAGACCCUCUACGACGGGGACACCGUGCAGGUGCCGGCCCUAGGCGAGGGCAAGACCUUCGAGACGCGGGAUCUUCCGCUGGAUCAGACGACGGCUGACAAGAACCACGCCGAGUUCCGCUCGUACAUAGACACCGUCAAGUCGUACGGGAAGCGGGGCGGUGAGGAGAGCGACGACGAUGAUGACGAGGAAGGGCUGUGCGAGCGGACCGCCAAGCAGUGCGUCGUCUUCGUCUUCGGCAGGACCUCCGCGGGAGAGAGCAUCUGCAUCCGGACCCGGUUCGAGCCGAGCAUCUACCUGCUGCCCCCGGACGACAUGCUCCCCUACGCGCACGAGGUCGCGGAGCGCAUCUACCUGUCCGUCUACCGGAGGGCGUACGGCGCACUCGUGUCCGUCGAGAAGGUCAGGAGGAAGAAGUUCAACGGAUUCCACGGGGACCGCGUCUUCGACUUCUUCCGCAUCCGUACCACCUCCGAGAAGGCCGCCCGGCAGUGUGGGUACGCGGUGCGGAAGAAGCAGCUCAACGUCUGGCUGGUGGACAAGGAGAAGAAGCGGUACGACCUGUACCAGGGCAACGUGAGCGCCAUGAUGGAAUUCCUGCACGAGUACUCCCUGCGCUCCGUCGGCUGGCACACCCUAGACCUGACUGCGCGCGGCGUCUCACCGGUGGCGGAGCCGGACAGGAUGAGCACUUGCGACCUGGAGUACGAGUUCGCCCCCUCGGCGCUGUUGGUCGCCGACGACCUCGACGAAGAGCCGGACCUGGUGGAGUGCUCCUACGACAUCGAGGCCUGGGACGAGAACCGGGACUUCCCCAUGGGCUCCAAGCCUUCCUCCAAGUGCAUCACCAUCGGGACGUCCUUCAAGAGGCGGGGGAGCGUGUACCUGAAGCACGCCGUGACUCUGAAGCAGUCGCUGCCGCUGGAGGGCGCCGUGGUGGAGAGCUACGAGGACGAGCGGGAGGUGAUCGCGGCGUGGCUGAGGUUGCUGGCCAGGGAGCAGCCGGACGUGAUCUAUGGCUACAACACGGACCAGUUCGACUGGCGCUACCUCUUCGAGCUGGCCCAGAGGCUGGGCGUGCCCUUCGCGGUGGGGCGGCUCCGCGGGGUCCUCAGCGAGUACCAGGAGAAGGUGAUGGAGUCGUCGGCGUUCGGCUUCAACCAGUUCUUCCUCGUGAGCACGCCCGGCAUACUCAACAUGGACGUCAUGCAGGCCGUCAAGCGCGCCCACAAGCUGGAGAGCUACAGCCUCGAGAACGUGUCCGCGCACUUCCUGGGCGAGCACAAGGACGACAUGAAGUACAAUCGCAUGUUCGACCUCUUCGAGGAGGGGACGCCGGAGGACAUCCGCGAGAUAGCCAAGUACUGCGUCCAGGACACCAUGCUGCCCAUCAAGCUGGCCGACAAGCUCAACAUCCUGAUCGACCACGUGGAGAUGGCGCGCGCCACGUACGUGCCGGUCGACUACCUGCUGAAGCGCGGCCAGCAGAUCAAGAUCUUCUCGUGCAUCCUGCGCCGCAUCCGCGGGGAGUACCUGAUCAGGACGUUCGACGGGGACGAGGCUCCCCCGGAGGAGACGUACCAGGGCGCCACGGUCCUGGACGCGAGGGCGGGGGUGUACAUGGACCCGGUGGUAGUGUGCGACUUCGCGUCCCUCUACCCGAGCAUCAUGCGGGCGCACAACCUGUGCCUGACGACGUGGGUGGCCGACGCGAGGUUCGAUGACCUGCCGGGCUACGAGUACGCGAGCUUCGAGCGGACGGACGAGAACGGCGACGUGACGAGGACGAGGUUCGUCCAGAACAGGAAGGGCGUCAUCCCGGCGCUCCUCGAGGAGCUGGGCUUGCUGAGGAAGCUGGCGAAGAAAAAGAUGGCGGAGGCCACGGAUCCGUUCCAGAGGAGGAGGUGGAACUCGAUGCAGCUGGCGAUGAAGAUGUGA
This is a messenger RNA of Klebsormidium nitens, 2904 nucleotides long. Lineage: Eukaryota; Viridiplantae; Streptophyta; Klebsormidiophyceae; Klebsormidiales; Klebsormidiaceae. The record is from the annotation of a GenBank genome assembly.